CAAGUUCCGACCAAACUCACUCCUAAGACUCCAUGUCGUGCAUGACGUCAUAAGUGAGACAUGUUUAUUUGUUGACAUUGAAGUUCAAUUGCAACCUCUCUCUACUACUUGGUUUUCUUGUGACCAAGACCCGGACUAAGUUUACCGGCUUUUAAACCGCCUCUCUCUAACCUUAUGGGUUAAUGUUCCGAUUGAUAGGAACAUGCUUUGGACCCGAUUAUGUCGAAUAGGACCCAGUCACAGACUGAAGUGUUGGACUUAUCUAGCAAUUCCCAAAACUUUGUGCUCUCAUAGUUCAUCCAUUCAACCCAAGGAAGGUUUAUCCGGUCCGUUUCCUUUGAAAUAUGACUCCAAUGAAGUUGAAUGUGGCUGGUAUGAUUGGUGGAAAACCCGAGGUUACUUCCAACCCUGUCCCACUUCCGAGGAAGCUCCAUUCACUUUGCUCUUACCUCCACCCAAUGUGACAGGGAUAUUGCACUUGGGCCACGCCCUCAGUACCACCAUCCAAGAUGCCAUUGUUCGACGGAAACGUAUGCAAGGUUUCAAUGUGAGUUGGAUGCCGGGUAGUGAUCAUGCCGGAAUUGCGACUCAGGUUGUAGUAGAGAAGAUACUGGCCAAAAAAGGCGUGUCCCGACAUGCCCUGGGUCGCGAAAAAUUCUUGGACGAGGUCUGGAAGUGGAAGCACGAGAAAGGAGGCGUCAUUUUUGAGCAAUUGGCUCGUUUGGGCGCCUCCUUAGAUUGGAAUCGGACCACUUUCACCAUGGACCAGAGUCAUAGUGAGGCCGUGACCGAAGCUUUUGUCCGACUCUUUGACAAAGGAUUGGUCUAUCGAGCAUUGGCUCCCAUCAAUUGGUCUCCUCAACUUCAAUCGGCCAUUUCCGAUAUCGAGGUCGACCAUUUGAGUGUCGAAGAGAAGACCGCCAUCCAAAUCCCGGGAUGUGACCAACCCGUGGAAUUUGGCGUCAUGUUCGAUGUAGCUUAUAAACUCGAUGGAUCCGAGGAAGAGAUCACUAUUUCAACCACUCGUCCCGAAACAAUUUUGGGGGACGUGGCGGUAGCCGUUCAUCCCAAUGAUGAGCGUUAUUCUCAUUUGAUUGGAAGACACUUAGUGCACCCAUUUCGCUCAGACACAAUCCCCAUUAUCGCCGAUACCUACGUGGACCCUCAAUUUGGAACGGGGGCACUGAAGAUCACACCGGCUCAUGAUGCCAAUGAUUUUGAGAUUGGGCGCCGCCAUGACCUGCCUAUCUUCGAAAUUAUGGACAGGAAUGGCUCAAUUGCCAACUCAAAAUCCGACUUCGAUGGCUUGUCCAGAUUUGCUGCCCGUGAACGAAUCAUAGAAGAGCUGAAAACCCGAGACUUAUUCCGCGGGUCAAAAUCGCACAGUAUGCAGAUCCCAAUAUGCAGCCGCACCGGUGAUGUAGUGGAAAAGUUAGUCCAACCUCAAUGGUUUAUAGAUUGUGAUCAGAUGGCCGCCAAUGCCAUGAGUGUGGCCGCAGAUGGACAACUUGUGUUCCAUCCCACCUCAUAUCACAAUGUUUGGAAGCAUUGGUUGGAGAACAUCAGGGAUUGGUGCGUUUCUCGGCAAGUUUGGUGGGGUCAUCGGAUCCCAGUAUGGAAAGCCCAUGUCAAGGGUCAAGAAGACCAUUGGAUCGCGGCGAGAAAUGAAUCCGAGGCCAGGACUAAGGCUGAAAUUCACUUCCAGUCCAAAGAAGUUGUCUUAAGUCAAGAGGAAGAUGUGCUGGAUACCUGGUUCUCCUCGGCCAUUCUGCCCUUUGCAAAUCUGGGUUGGCCGCAAAUGUUACUAUAUUUUCAGGAAUCCAACGAGAAAGGAUUCCCCAAUUCGAUGUUAGAAACAGGCCACGACAUUCUGUUCUUUUGGGUGGCCAGAAUGGUCAUGUUGAGCUUGGAACUCACCUCGAAAGUUCCUUUUCCCGAAGUUCUGCUUCACGGUGUGGUUUGCGACUCUCAGGGAAGAAAAAUGUCAAAGAGUUUGGGCAACGUCAUCGAUCCAUUGGUUCUCAUGCAAGGAACAACCUUGGAGAAAAUGUGUCUUCAAAUUCGUACGGCAAAUGCAAACGGAACAAUUGACGACAAAGAGAUGAGCAAAGCUCUCGAAGCAACCGUGAAGGACUAUCCCGAAGGCAUUCCCGUUGCUGGGGCCGAUGGUCUUCGUUUCUUCUUCUUUGUGUAUGAUAUCAAAGCCCAACAUAUCAAUGCAGACACUACUAUUUUACGAUCCUCGUCAAGUUUCUGCAACAAGAUUUGGCAAGCCUCGAGGUUUCUAGUUGGGUCCUUGGAUCGAUCACCGCAACUGAUUCCGUGGAAAAUGGAGCCCUAUUUAGCCCAAAAUCGGUGGAUUUUGUCCCGUUUAGCCGUGACCGUUCGAGAAGUGAAUGAGCACUUUGAUAGUUACGAUUUCUAUUUAUCAUCCCAAGCCUUGAGGAGGUUUAUGUACACAAAUCUUUGUGAUGUUUACUUGGAAUCCAUAAAACAUAUCUUGAUUGACCCGGCACAUCCAGAUUUUCGAGAAACCGCAUCGGUUCUUCAUCAAGCCUUGAUUUCCGGCCUGACUUUGCUACAUCCGAUUUGUCCAUUUAUCACCGAGGAGCUGUAUCAUCGGAUUCCAUUACUUGAAGGAGAAGUCCGCUCAGAAUCAAUGAUGAUCCAAAGUUAUCCCUCGUACUGUGAUUUUGAGCAUUAUGAAGAUUCCAACCUCAUGAGUGAAAUGGAGGUAGCCCUAGAUCUAGUGACUGCCAUUCGGGACCAAAAGAAAAACUAUGAUCUCAAGCGACACCAUAAACCUAAGAUUAUCAUUCAAUAUUCCAAGAGCAAUGUACAUGGCGGUUUAUUAGAGUUGAAAGACAUCAUCAUUCAAUUAUGCCAAAUCGAAGCAAUCACGUGGGCAAAAGAUGUUUCGAAUUUGGAUCCAAAAUGCUUCAUCAAGUCGUCAAUAGACAGAGACACAUGGAUCUGGAUGGAUGUGCAAGGCAUGCUUGAUUUGGAAAAAGAAUUUGUUAAAUUGACUGCCAAGCGAAACCAAAUUCGGAAACAACUGGAAAAACUGACCAAGAAAUUGAGUAGCCGCAAGAAUCAUGCUAAGCAGGCGAAAGACAUGGACAAAGUUGCACUGCUGGAACAAACUUUAGUCGAACUGGACGAUCGAGAGGCCUGGCUUAAGGCGUUCAAAUAAUGAACAAUAUUCACUCUGUUAUUUUAUCAAUACAUCCAGAGUUUCAUUGCA
Messenger RNA from Tigriopus californicus, 3244 nucleotides. Its product is annotated as valine--tRNA ligase-like. Bases 203 to 3193 code for a protein of 996 amino acids. Gene Ontology annotation, molecular function: valine-tRNA ligase activity; aminoacyl-tRNA deacylase activity; ATP binding. The record is from RefSeq and is a predicted model, not a curated record. Lineage: Eukaryota; Metazoa; Arthropoda; Copepoda; Harpacticoida; Harpacticidae. Gene Ontology annotation, cellular component: cytosol. The transcript is spliced from 13 exons. Gene Ontology annotation, biological process: valyl-tRNA aminoacylation.